Molecule: messenger RNA, 2658 nt
Organism: Bacillus rossius redtenbacheri
Lineage: Eukaryota; Metazoa; Arthropoda; Insecta; Phasmatodea; Bacillidae
Product: sialin
Exons: 13
Coding region: 288-2000 (570 amino acids)
Biological process (GO): monoatomic anion transport; transmembrane transport
Cellular component (GO): membrane
Molecular function (GO): transmembrane transporter activity
Source: RefSeq, a predicted model, not a curated record
UGUCCAGAACACGUGCUCAGUAUCGCAGUUUGGGGAAGCCUUCUUUUCGCAGACGAGAGAGCCAAACUCCCGAUCGUGCAUCUUCGGUUUUUUUUUGUUAAUUAUAAAAGUUGGUCGCUGUGUCCAAGGUGGUUGUUGUUUGCAUGCAGCUACUGGUUCUCGCUUGUCUCGUCGUUUGUCAGCCUGCUGUUUUUGUCUGUGCUGAGGAACACCAGGGAGCUGAGGCGGUGCGGGUGAAAUGCGGUGGUCGCGGCGGUGAAAGCCGGUGACAGCACUAGGCCUGCGCCAUGGUAGAGGCGGCGGCACAGACCGCCAGGAGGCGCUGUCGAGACGCCGUGCCAGCGCGCCUCGUGGUGGCCGUCAUGGCCUUCCUGGCGUGCUGGAUCAACUACAUGCUGCGCAUCAACAUGACCGUGGCCAUCAUCGCCAUGGCGCCGCCCGUGGAGUCUGCGCAGAGCGACCCCGCGUGCGCGCCCCUGGCGGCCUCCGGCAACACCAGCACCAGCAUCUCCGCGGUGCCUGACCUGGGCCCGCGCUACGACUGGGGCCCGGACGUGACCUACGCCGUGCUGGGCGCCUACUUCUGGGGCAACCUCCUGACCUGCCUGCCUGGGGGCCUGCUGGCAGACCGCAUGGGGGGCCGGCGCGUCGUGCUGUGGACAACCCUGGCCUCGGGGCUGCUCACCCUGCUGCUGCCCGCGCUGGCGCAACUGCACUGGGCACCCCUGGUCGCCUGUCGCCUGCUCGUCGGCUUCUGCGGGCUGGGCCCGCGCUACGACUGGGGCCCGGACGUGACCUACGCCGUGCUGGGCGCCUACUUCUGGGGCAACCUCCUGACCUGCCUGCCUGGGGGCCUGCUGGCAGACCGCAUGGGGGGCCGGCGCGUCGUGCUGUGGACAACCCUGGCCUCGGGGCUGCUCACCCUGCUGCUGCCCGCGCUGGCGCAACUGCACUGGGCACCCCUGGUCGCCUGUCGCCUGCUCGUCGGCUUCUGCGGGGGACCCUGCUGGCCAUCUCUGCACUCACUCUUCAGCAAGUGGGCGCCACCAGAAGAGAAGAGCAAGUUCAUCUGGAGCCUGUUCGGGGGCGUGUUCAGCACGAUAGUGAUGCUGCCCCUGGGAGGCGCCGUGGUGCAGUCUCUGGGCUGGCCGGCGUUCUUCUACGGCACGGGGUCUCUGGCGGUGCUGUGGUGCGGCUACUGGUGGUACCUGGUGCACGACUCCCCGCACCAGCACCCCCGCAUCUCCCCUGAGGAGAGGGACUACAUCACCCGGGCCCUGGCCGGCGCCACAGGGGGCAAGAGACCGCGGUUCCCGGCAAGGCGGGUGCUGACGUCACUGCCCUUCUGGGUGCUGGUCGGAGCGCACUUCGGCAACCUGUGCGGGCUGUUCUUCCUGCAGAGCAUGGCGCCCAAGUACAUGAGCGACGUCCUGGGCUUCGACAUCGAGCAGAGUGCUGGCCUCGCCUCUUUGCCGUACGUGGCGCGGCUGCUGUUUGGCCUGGGGUUCAGCUACGUCUCUGAUUGGUUGCUGUCCAGCCACAGGGCGAACACGUGGACCGUGCGUCGAUGGUUCACUGUCUCCUCACACCUGGUGCCUGGAGCGCUGCUGGCAGCCAUGGGCUUCACGGGCUGCGACCCCGCUCUCUCCGUGGCGCUGCUGACCCUCGCGCUGGGCGCCAACGGGGCCUCCACCAUCACCAACCUCGUCAACCAGCACGACCUGGCACCCAACUUCGCAGGCAGCCUGUACGGGAUCAUGAACACAUUCGGCACGCUAGCAGGGGGCCUGAGUCCAGUGCUGGUCAGCUUCAUCACCAGGGAGAAGAGCGGCCUGCAAGAGUGGCGGCUCAUCAUGGGCGUCGUGGGAGCAGUCUACUGCGUCACGGGACUGCAGUUCAUGCUGCUGGGCACGGCGGACAGGCAGCCCUGGAACGAGCCGCAGCACCCGGAGGAAACCACCGAGUCCCAGGGUCCGGCUGUCCUCACCACCAAGAUGUGAGGCUGGCCAUACCGUGUGAACCUGGCUCCAGUGCCAUUGGCUGGCCUCGCUGUAUAGUAGUCAGUCCGUGUGAACCUGGCUCCAGUGCCGCUGGCUGGCCGCAUAUCGAUAUAAUCUAUAUAACAAAUUUUAUCGCAUGUACAAUGAAUUCACUCUGUCUCAACUCUAAGAAUAGCGUAAUUCUCACAAGCUAAAGCGGGAAAUAUGUUUCGAUUGAUUACCAAUCAACUAACAUGUGUUGUAUUUUUUUUUUUUUAAUUCGUGAUACGAAUUUUACGAAUGAUUUUUGUUUUUACGAAAACGUUAUAUUGUGUAGGCUAUAGUUAUUGUAUCUGUCAGGUAUUUAACACGUCAUUUUAAAAUAUAUUUGUAACUAGGUUUUUUUUACAAAUAAGUUUAUAAUUAUAUUAAUAUGUCUUAAAGUUUAGUUUAAAUUCCCGUUAUUAUUAUAAUAUUGGUUAAGAUAAACAAGUCCAUUGUUUUGUGUAGUUUUUAAUAGUGUUAAAAAUUAAGUCUGUGGUGUAAUAUAUGCAUUAUGUUUUUCUCCUACUGUUAAUACUAUUACAUAUUUGUUCGUUUUCAAAAACUUUGAAGCAGGCAUAUUUAUUUAUACGAUGUGUAAAAAUUUAUAAUAAAGUUUGGAAAUAAAUAGUAUUAU